AUGGAGAAUUCUCUUGUUUCUCCUCAGGAGCAUCGUUUCAAUGUACAACUGCGUCAGGCUAUGCGAUUGAAGAUUUUUGCUAUCUUACAACGGAAGAUGGAGAUUCAUGGAAUACGAACAAAGCUUCUCUCUUUAUCAUGCUUUUUAGAGAUGAAACUGAUGAAUUUGGCCAAAUCAGAGGAGGAGUACUCAGAUUUACGAGAUCUUGAAGUCCGCGUAGAUCAUGUUUUGAAUGAACUUAAAGACCAGCGCUGUGGUAUGAGGAACGUUUCAGAUGGAGGAAUCAACGCACUCCCGGAUUCUUUGUUAACUCAGAUACUCUUAUGGCUUCCAACAAAAGUCUCGGCUAGAACGAGUGUUUUAUCAAGCAGAUGGAGAAAUCUGUGGCUUCAUGUUCCAGGACUUGAGCUCGACUUCAGCAACUUCCUUUCUCUGCCCAGAGGUGGCAUCAACAACUUGGUUGACAGAUUCAUGGAGUCGCGCCUGCAGAAGUUGAAGAUCAAGUAUUUUGACUGUAAUGCAUCUCUCUAUAGAAUCAGCAAGUUGAUCGCUACAGUGGUUAGCCGUGGAGUUGAGCAUCUAGCUGUUGAAUCCUCUCCGCGCUUCCGUGAUACCAGUAGUUUCAUGCCUCUGGACAUUUAUAAGAGCAAGACUCUGGUUUCUCUGAAGCUUGCAUAUGUAGGGAUGGAGAAUCCAGGCUUUGUUAUCUCUCUACCUUGUCUCAGGAGCAUGCAUCUUGAAAGCAUCAUCUACAGCAAUGGGGAUCCUUUGAUCAUAGAGAAUCUCAUCUCAGGAUGUGCUGUUCUUGAAGAUCUUGAAGUGUGUUGGGGUGGUUCUGAUGAUAACUUGCUGGUUCUGCGCGUGAGAUCUCAGAGUCUUAAGAGGUUUAGUGUGAGGUCUUCCCCUUUGAGGAUAAGUAGUGGUAGAGAGUAUGCGGUUGAGAUUGAUGCUCCGGGACUCAAGUAUAUCAACUUCAGAGAUGAACAGUCUGAUAGAGUUGUGGUGAAGAAUCUGAGCUCUCUGUUCAUGAUUGACAUUGAUGCCAAGUUAAACGUGGAGAAAAUGAAGAACGGUGUUAUCAGUGGCUUUCUUGGUGGUGUUUCUGGUGUAAGGCACAUGAUCAUCUCUCAGCCUACUCUAGAGGUUCUGCAUCCUUACUUCAAACAGGGAACAAUAAAAUUUCUCUACUUAUUUCGUCUAGAGGCUUCGUUCUGCAACCUCUUACUACAAGUGUUGCCUGAUUUUCUUGAGAGUUUCCCGAAUCUGAAACACCUCACAUUGUGCCUAGUUUAUACGAAGGAGCUAGAGCCAGAGGCUCUUGAACUGACCAUAGUGCCUAAAUGCUUACUGUCAUCGGCUCUGGAGUGUGUCGAGAUUAGAGAAGUGACUACGGGAGGAGGAGAAACUGGGAAGAAAAGAGCGAGGAACGGUAAGAGAACCGUAUUGAUGCACAAGAAGAGAAUCUGGAUGGAAGCAGUGAGGUAUGUUCUUGAGAAUUCAUUACUUCUCAAGAAACUCGUCUUGUGUUUCUCUCCUAAAACCAUCAAAGCCUCAGAGAUCUCCAAGUCGCUUGACACAUUCACGAAACGGUCUCCCAAAUGUGAAAUCCUCAUCCGCUGGACACCUCUCUGA
Messenger RNA from Microthlaspi erraticum, 1632 nucleotides. NCBI's taxonomy places the organism in Eukaryota, Viridiplantae, Streptophyta, Magnoliopsida, Brassicales, Brassicaceae. The record is from the annotation of a GenBank genome assembly.